GCAACAUCAACUUGGAAAAAUGUUGAUAAAGAAUGUUGCAAACUAUGAACAGUGGAGAGAACGUCACUUCUCCGGCGAUCUCAAAGUUUGUGAGCAUCCAAGGAUGGGCCAGCAGGACAAUGGUUCCUGGCUGACAUUGACAUGAAAGUUCGUCAUGUUUACAUUUGGGACUCUAUGGUAAAUCCUAUAGAUAAACGACAAAGAACUAUAUUGAUUAGGAAAAUGGUGAGUGACAAUUAUGAUUGGAAGAGUAUAUUACAUGUUAUAUUUGAAUUUUAUGUGAAUUAAUGCAUAGUUUUUCCUUGUUAUGCAACUAGCAAGCCUUGAGAGGGUUCUUGAAGUUGAUUUGAACAUUGCAUUUGGAGGUGAAGUAAUUUUAAGUGAGUUCGGAGUUUCUCAUACAGACAAAUCCCUCAAACAAGGCAAUGGAACAGAGUGCGGGAUAUAUAUCAUGAAGCAUAUGCAGCAUUUGAGCAAGAAAACAACAAGUCCUGUGGAGAAGUUUGAUUCUCAUACUGCAAGAAUGGAGUUGGCCCUCAAAAUUGUUCUGAAUGAGUCAAACGAUAUUCAAGAAGAAGUUAAGAGUAAAAUCCAGGCUUUCUAUCAUGAGUACACAGACUCUAACCCCAAGGGAUCAACAAAAGGUACUCCAAUCAAGCUCGCAUUUGUGAGGAGUCCCAUAAAAUCCCCAAAGGAUCAGAGGUACUCCAAUAAGAAACAGAAGGCAAAGAACAUGACUCCAAAUUGUCCAGCUAGACGCACAAGAGGAGCCAUAAAACAAUGAGCAAUAGAAGAAGAUUGAGGUCUUUCCUAUGAACCUGUUUUCUUUUGAAUUUUUUUUAGUUUGAUUACCAUUUCUAAUUAUGUGGACUAGUGUACUGAUAGGAACUUGAUCAGUUUCAUGAAUUAUUACCAUAUUAUAUUUUAAUUAGGCUGGAAAGUUUUGAUGGCAGGCUGUGAAUCACCGAAUGCUUAUGCUUCUGGUAUAUGGUUUCAAAUGCCUAGAAAAAUCCAGCCACUGUAGUACAUUGGGGUGAACUAUAUGCAUUUUGAUGGCCCUUUUGUAAGAUUGUUCCAAGCGAACAAAUAGACAUGGUAGACUAUGUUUAUAGUUUAAUGGAUGUGUGUCAUUCUGCUUAAUUAUUAUUGAAUAUGCAGUGUCUUUUGGAUAAUCUCAUUAACCACGUCAUAUUUCCAAAUAUAAGUGCAUUGUUUUUAUUGAUAUA
Molecule: messenger RNA, 1226 nt
Organism: Humulus lupulus (European hop)
Lineage: Eukaryota; Viridiplantae; Streptophyta; Magnoliopsida; Rosales; Cannabaceae
Exons: 3
Coding region: 308-784 (158 amino acids)
Biological process (GO): proteolysis
Molecular function (GO): cysteine-type peptidase activity
Source: RefSeq, a predicted model, not a curated record